AAUGGGUGAAGAAUUUGGUUUUGAUAAGGAUAGAUUCACAAAUUACAAUCAAGAUAUAUUUGAUUGUCCAAUAUGUUCAUGUGUAGCUAGACUUCCAAAAGAUUGUAGUUCAUGUGGAUCAGUAUUUUGUGGUCCUUGUGUGGAUUCAUGGCUUAAAAAAUAAUCGUAAUUUAUUCUCUUAAUAUUUUAGAGAAUGCAUUAAUAGAUGUCCAAAAGGUUCAUAGAUAUAACCAAUUUAAAAGUCAUUAAAGAAAAUAUAUGAUGAUCUUGAAAUUAAAUGUAAUAUAUAUAUAUAAUAUAAUAUAGGUUCAUUUUGUCCUAAGGCAUUUAAGAUAGCUGAUAUUGAUAAACAUGAAUUAAAUUGUAAAUUACCAAAAUGCAAUAAUUAUGAUAUAUGUGGAAAUAAUUUAACAACAAAUGAAUUUGAAAACUAAAAAGUAUGAUUUAAUAAUUAAUAUUAGGUUUGUGAUUAAGCAUGUAUGUUAUUGAGUAAAAUUAAACAAAUUAAAAAUAAAUAAGAUCUUUAUUUAUGUUUAAAAUAAUAUGUAAAAGAGAGAUAAUCAGUUAAUCAAGUUUAAGCAUUUAAUUAUAGCACAAAUACUAUUGUAAAUCAAGAUUUUGGAAAUUAUCCAGUCUUUAAAUGGGAUAGAUAGAGAAUGGGAACUGGUAUAACAUUUUCUGAUGGAGAUACUAAAAUAUUUUUAAAGGAAUAAGCCUAUAUGUUUAGAACAGCAAUUGCUACUCAUGGUUUUGAAAAAGGUAUUGGAUAUUGGGAAAUUGAAGCAGAUGAAAAAACAGAAAAUGAAUUGAAAAUUGGAGUGUCUACUUGUAGAGAUUUUAAUUAUAAUACUGCAUUUUGUGAUUUUGAAUUUGGAUGGGCUUAUUAUGGAUUAGCAUAAGUAUUAAAACUUAUUUAUUAAUAGUUACGUCAUAAUAGUAAUGCUACUGGACCAUCUUUUGGAAAGAGAUUUAAGAAGGAGGGAAUCUUAGGAGUUUGUUUGAAUAUGAACAAUGGAACUUUAAAAUUCAGUUUAAAUGGAGAGAUUAUGGGAACAGCCUACACUGAUGAAAAAUUGAAACAAGGGCCUAUUUACCCAGCUGUUUCAUUACUUCAUUGUGCAGGUUGUAAAUUAAUAACUGGUAAGCCUGUUCCAGCCAUAUUCUUAAAUUGA
Messenger RNA from Paramecium pentaurelia, 1172 nucleotides. The record is from the annotation of a GenBank genome assembly. NCBI's taxonomy places the organism in Eukaryota, Ciliophora, Oligohymenophorea, Peniculida, Parameciidae.